This is a messenger RNA of Anopheles marshallii, 444 nucleotides long. RefSeq names its product protein UXT homolog (gene Uxt). Gene Ontology annotation, biological process: protein folding; regulation of DNA-templated transcription. The record is from RefSeq and is a predicted model, not a curated record. NCBI's taxonomy places the organism in Eukaryota, Metazoa, Arthropoda, Insecta, Diptera, Culicidae. Gene Ontology annotation, cellular component: cytoplasm; prefoldin complex. The transcript has a single exon. Bases 1 to 444 code for a protein of 147 amino acids.
AUGGUCACCGAACGAAUGUCCGCAGAGAACGUGGAAAAUUUUGUCCAUGAACAUCUGAAGGAAGAUUUGCGGCUGUAUGAAAAACUACUGAAGGAGCUAAACGGCGAGAUUAUGGAAUACGUACAGUUGAAGCAUAUGAUUGAAACUAUCCUAGGGCAAGACCGUAAUGAAGGAUUCAAGACGCAGGUUAACAUCGGUGGCAACAUGUUCAUGAAGGCCCGGGCAGACAACGUUGAUCACAUUUUGGUAGACAUUGGACUGAAGGUUUACGUGGAGUUUAAAAUCGAGGAAGCUUUGCGGUUUGUGGAAAUGAAAAUUAAAGUGCUAACGAAACAAGCCGACGUGGUGCGAGACAAAAGCAUCGAAACAAAGGCAAACAUCAAGCUGGCAUUACUUGUGAUAGGAGAUUCUCAGGGACUGCACACAAUCCACGACGAUCGAUGA